AUGAAAAUCAGUCUUACUUCACCUAGAGGGAGAAAGCCAAUAAAUAACACCGUUCUAAGUAAGAGACGGAAAGCACUCACUGUGAUGAAGAGUUACGUACAGACUACACAGAGGCAACUAAUGGUCGUCUACCCAAGGAAAAGACUACAAUGCCACAAGCAAGAGAGAAAAGAAAAUGCAUUCUCACUAUCAGUGCCAUCAAGAUCGGGAAGUAUCUUAGCCGACGGUGCGGUUAGAAAAGAGUUACAUACCCCAUCAAAGUAUACGGUUCAGCUGGAAACUAGUCACCCUUCAAACUUCCUUGACGAGAGAAGGCUAGGUCAAUUAUAUCGAGCCAGAGCUAAUCCGGUCGGGGAAGUUGGACUCACCGGGCCUAUCAGACUAGAGCUUUUCCUUGCUUAA
Messenger RNA from Striga asiatica, 402 nucleotides. The record is from the annotation of a GenBank genome assembly. NCBI's taxonomy places the organism in Eukaryota, Viridiplantae, Streptophyta, Magnoliopsida, Lamiales, Orobanchaceae.